Messenger RNA from Xyrauchen texanus (razorback sucker), 3109 nucleotides. RefSeq names its product malonyl-CoA decarboxylase, mitochondrial-like. The record is from RefSeq and is a predicted model, not a curated record. Lineage: Eukaryota; Metazoa; Chordata; Actinopteri; Cypriniformes; Catostomidae. Bases 62 to 1576 code for a protein of 504 amino acids. Gene Ontology annotation, cellular component: peroxisomal matrix; mitochondrial matrix. Gene Ontology annotation, biological process: positive regulation of fatty acid oxidation; fatty acid biosynthetic process; malonyl-CoA catabolic process. The transcript is spliced from 5 exons. Gene Ontology annotation, molecular function: malonyl-CoA decarboxylase activity.
GCGCAACUUUGUAUACAAGGGUUUAUUUUGGUGCGUGUUUGUCUCGUGUUUACCCCGCGCGAUGACACCAUUCCACUUAUCUACACCCCUGCGCGCUUUACUAAAGUCGUAUCCACUCCGGGCUGUGUGCAAAACGGUUCAGGCGUUCAGGGUAUGGGAGUUUAGACACAUUUCUCCAUGCACGUCAAUCGCAGGGUACAUUAGCAUGGAGGAGAUCCUCAGAAAGACAGUGGUCCCAUUGCCCACCUAUGAGAUGAGAGACAAAUCUCCACCACCACCUGAAUCCAACAGUUUGGAGUUCAUGCAGUUUUACAAGAGUCUAGAAAAAGAGCAGAAGCUAGAGUUUCUGGAAAAACUGUCGCAUGAUUUCGGAGUAGAUCACAGAGGGGUUUCGGAUCUGGCUCUGAAGCUGCUGGACACUCAGGUGCGAGACGUGGCCACCAUCCUGCAGGUGGAGGAAAGGUUAAGGUACAGUUUGACACCCCGGUACCGACAGCUGCUCACGCACAUUAGCAGGGUUCAUGGCGGGGUGAAGUUUCUGGUGGACCUCCGGGCAGAUCUCAUCAACUUUGCCUCCACCAUAAUUAGUGACAGCUCACACUUGAGGGAUCUGAGCAGCACUCUGAAGAGUCUACUGUCAGAAUGGUUCUCAGUUGGAUUGCUCCAGCUGGAAAGGAUCACUUGGCAGUCCCCAUGUGAGAUCCUUCAGAAGAUCAGCCAGUAUGAGGCGGUGCACCCUGUGCGGAACUGGACAGACAUCAAACGCAGAGUCGGGCCAUACAGGAGAUGCUACGCUUUCAUCCAUGCCUCCAUGCCUGGAGAACCACUGGUGGUGCUGCAUGUCGCACUCACUGAGGACAUAGCAAACAAUAUCCAGAGCAUUGUGAGAGAGUUUGGCACUCUAGAUGCCAAUGAAGAUGUGAACAAGAUCAAUGCGGCCAUCUUCUAUUCCAUUUCUUCCACUCAGGCGGGGCUGCAGGGGGUGGAGCUUGGCAAUUACCUCAUCAAGAGGGUGGUCCGAGAGCUACAGAGUGAGUUUCCCCAUAUGGCCCAGUUCUCCAGUCUGUCUCCUAUCCCCGGGUUCUCCUUAUGGCUUCAGGGAGUUCUGGCCCAGCACAAGAAGGAGGGCCGUGCCAAAGAGCUCCUCUCUGAGCAGGAGUGGAGGGAUGUGGAGGAAGUGACGGGAGCUGCCCCUGGGGCUCCAGCUAUAGAGGCCCUCCGCAGACUCAUCAGCACCAGCGAGUGGAUUCGCUCUGAUCGCCUGGUGCGUGCUCUCGAGCCCGUCCUUAUGCGGCUCUGUUCCUGGUACCUGUACGGAGAAAAGCGACGGGGCUACGCCUUAAACCCUGUAGCCAACUUCCACCUUCAGAAUGGUGCCACCAUGUGGAGACUGAACUGGCAAGCAGACACCAGCCUGAGAGGGAUUGCCAACUCCUGUGGCAUUAUGGUUAAUUACAGAUACUUCCUGCAAGAGACGAGUGCUAAUAGCACUGCCUACCUGCAGAACAAAGUCAUCAAAGCUUCGGAGCAGGUGAUGGGCCUGGUGUCGCAGUUUCAAAAGAACAGCAAACUCUGAGAACUCUAGCCCUGAAAUCCACAAAUAUUUUUGAAAGCACUGAACUAAGAGGACAAAGGGAAUCUGGGUGAAAGUGGGCUAAUACACAUGCUUCGAAUCAGCCUUAUACAGAUGCCUUGGCCUUCAUGACCGAGACCAGUGUAUCAAUACACUGUCACGGCUUCAUUUAGAAUAUAAAUGGACCGUUCUAUUCUGCCAUUCUGAAAGACAAUACUCACAAAGUUCAAUAUUGAUCUGGUUAAUUUUAAUUAUGCAGCAUGCCGCUUUUUGCAUAAAAUCACCAGAGAUUUUGUGGUCAAAUGUAAUCUGGGCAUAUUUUUUGUGAGAUUCAACCCCAUAGAGUAUCAGCAGCACUUCAGCAUGCCUCGGUUUGAUUAGCUGGUUGCUAGUUUUGUUGUGGAUUUACAUUACACUGUGAAAGACUGAAGGUAAUUAAGCGAGAAGAAUCUAUCAGACACUGUCAUGUCUUUGCCUUCUCAGCAUAUGUACUGAAUAUUAGAGUGCAUGUCUGAGUGAGUGAGUGGAAGCUUCUGUAAUAAAUAAUGUUUUGAUUCCUUUAUUAGUGUGAUCUGAUUCGCUGUGAAACGGUUGUGUCUGCGCAAAUGAGUCUCAGUGUGCACAAAUGUUCAGGAUGUGCCAGCCAAAGAUAAUUAUUUAUAUUUAUUGGGGUGACUUUUGGAAUUAAAAUUCUGAUUACCUUCCCAAAAUUAUUCUUUCUUUUUGUUUCAACUGUAAACAUCUCCAGGGAACCUACAGCAAAGUCUUUUUAGCAAGUCAGUUCACUCGGCGGCCGUCUUUGAAACGCUCAUGCCAGUGCAGCUCCUAUCUACUUGAAUAGGGAAAGAAAAAAAUCUCCAAAACCAUUGGUCAAGAUUACAAUCAAAGAAUAUAUUUUAAAUCAGCAGUAAAUUCUUACUACACUGGUAUCAUAAAUUGUGCUUCUUUACCUCAGAUUAUGCAAAAAAAUGCACAUUUCUAAUAGCUAAUGCGCAUGCUUGUUCUCGAGUUGAUUGACAGGCGAUGCCUGUAUCUAAAAGGUGAUUGGCACUUUUGUCUGAAGGACUUCCUUUCUACAUCCAUUGGCCAUUGGUGACAGUUGGACGUUCAAAUUUCUACCGUUCAUUUUAAUAGAAGUGACCCAUCUCUGCUAAAUAGUCUGCCUACAGUCAGGAAAAAAAUAGAAAUUUCAGUCAUUGAUUUUUAGUAAAAUAUGUUAACAUUUCUAUAGUCAAUAUAAUUAGUUGUAGACAUGCUAUGCUUUAAAAAUAUUUGACUGGGUAGAUUUUGCUCUUGUGUUGUGCAAAACUUGCAUGCAAGCUGAUGUCUGAUUUGUGAGCAAAUUGAGUUGGUUCUUUUUAAUGUUGAAAUGUAUAUAAAUUAUAGUCUAAAUGAUUCAUUAGCGAAUUGAUCCAAAAUGCGCUAAAUUUUUAAUUCGAUAUUAUAUUAUAUUUGUGUAUGUGUGUGUGUGUGUGUGUGUGUGUGUGUGUGUGUGUGUGUAUAUAUAUAUAUAUAUAUAUAUAUACAUGCUCACAC